This is a messenger RNA of Racocetra fulgida, 188 nucleotides long. Lineage: Eukaryota; Fungi; Glomeromycota; Glomeromycetes; Diversisporales; Gigasporaceae. The record is from the annotation of a GenBank genome assembly.
GGAUGCAUAUUUAAAAUUAGCUUUUUUAUUAUCAGAUAAAAAUUCUUUAAGCAAUCAGAAUUUAGAGACAUAUGAAACCUUUUAUACUGGUGUUACUGAAGCAGGAAUUUUGGACAUUUCUUAUCUAGUUAAUUUGCAACAAAAUCAUAAAUAUUAUAGUAAUCAAAGUAUAGAGCGAAAAGCUGUUA